AAAAAAAACUCCAUUAAUGGUUAGUGGUUUUUUUCUCUGUGAACAUAUUUUCUCCAUGAUUGCGACAUAACUAGAAUCAUUUAUAUUCUAUUCCUCUUUAAAUUCGAAUCAUUUCGAAAAAGAAGAAAAUAUUGAUAUCAGAAAAAAUGGCAAGAUUCGUACCAGUACAGUUUAAGAGAGUAAUGGCCGCGUUUGAUGACGUGGCAAAAGCGAGGAUUUGUGAAAGCAGUGGUAGCGAAUAUUCGUCGAGCUUGACGGAUUUAUCGGGACUCGUAAAUUCGUUUUUAGAAAGAGCUGGAGAAGAAGAAGAAGAAGAGAUAAAUAUUAUUAAUGAGAAAUUAUUUGAUGAGUUUAAUGAAGGAAAUGUUGAUAAUAAUUGUUUUGAUGAGUUGGAAAUUGAGGAAAAUUUGAGGAAUUUGUUAAAUUGUGAUGAAAAUACUGGCGUUAUUAUUGGUGUAGUGGAGAAUGUAUUGCUUGAAGAAAAUGAACGGAGUUCGACUGAGUUUAAAAGGCGGUUGAUGAAUCGAUUACGUGAUCGAGGCUUUGAUGCUGGUUUGUGCAAAUCACAGUGGGAGAAAGCUAGUAAUCAUACGUCAGGAAGUUACGAGUAUAUCGACAUUAAUGUGGCCGGUAAUCGCUACAUUAUCGAGGUUUCAUUAGCUGGGGAAUUUGAAAUCGCUCGAGCAACGCCUUGUUACACCUCAUUGCUCAAAAUUUUCCCUCAAGUUUUUGUUGGCAAAGUAGAAGAGUUGAAGCAAGUGGUGAAAAUUAUGAGUAGAGCCAUGAAGAAAUCUAUGAAAAAAAUGGAUAUUUAUGUGCCACCAUGGAGAAGACUUGCUUAUAUGCAAGCUAAAUGGUUUGGAUCUUAUAAGAGAACAACAAAUGAGUUUAAAACAAAUGAAAAUUAUGAAAAGAGUACUUUUGAUUCUUCUUCAGAGAAGAGAGCUGUUGGAUUUGUGCCAAUGCCAACAAUUUCUUUCUAUUGUAGAGAGAAUAUUAUUGCUUCUAAUGGUGGCAUUAAAAUGGGAAAUUUAGCUGCAGCUUUGAAUGGAUAAUAUCAUGAUGAAUCAACAAAGAUUAUGGUACUCGAGUUAAUCAAAAGUCUCGGGUUUGAGCCUAUCGAACACCUGGUGGGAGAGCAAAAAAAAAAAAUGACGAAUAUAAGUUUGUUUCAUUUGUUAGAAUUAGAAAGCCAUUCUUGUGUACGCAAUUAGCUUUAUUUUUGGUGGCUUUGGAGAGUAAUAUUACUGUUUAGUGGAGAAAAAAAUAUUUUAUUUCUCCAAGUAGUUGCGGUUGAGGAUUUUAAUUCUAGAUCUCAUUGAUUCUUUAAUCCCUAUAUAGUAAGUCAUUAGCAUGUUGCAAAUUAAUGCAAUUUGUAUAUAGUUAUGUACUUAUCAAGUAAUGGACAAUACAGAAAAAUAUAUGCAUAUACUAUUGUUUGUGCG
Molecule: messenger RNA, 1445 nt
Organism: Lycium ferocissimum
Lineage: Eukaryota; Viridiplantae; Streptophyta; Magnoliopsida; Solanales; Solanaceae
Exons: 2
Coding region: 147-1055 (302 amino acids)
Source: RefSeq, a predicted model, not a curated record